AUGGAAAAUGACCAGUCUUACUCUCUUACUAAAAAGAUAGUUGAUGGCCUAGAGAAUGACUUAGAGUCGCUGUUUAGCCUUUUGAAGAAAUGUGUAAAGGAAAAAUUGAGUAUUCCUUCUGAAAUACUUGUUAAUAUAAUAGAAAGCAAAAAAGCACUUACUCCUUCUAAAGCCCUUUGCAUGCGCCUGCUACGGAGUAACUUAGAGUCUGAAGAAGAAAAAAGAAGCAUUUCAUAUUUAAUCAGCAGCAUUAGAUUUAUGUUCAGAGUCUCAGAAAUGAUAAAAAUAGACGCAGAGGCAGCAAGUGACUCAGAUGACAGGAAAAUGCCUGAGCAUACAUUAGAAAUUCUUGAGUCAUUGGCUGGGAUUAUGGAAAGCAUUCCUUUAGAGAGGAAGGAGGCAGUUGUUGAUGCAAUGGAGAGGUGUGGCAUUUUCAUACUAAUUAAUCUUUGGUGUGGCCCAAGUCUGCUUAAGUUCUAUUCUAGUAUAUUUAGUAAGAUAGAAAGUGAAAGCAGCAUAUCUGAGAAAGUAGAAAAAAAGGAAAAAAGAAAGACAGAUAGUACGCCUUACAGAAUUGCAGUAGAAGAGUCCAUCUACAACAAAACAACUAUUCUUGUGCACAGAAGAGAUCCUGCAUAUUUUAUGCCAAAGUAUUUUUGUGCCUUCCCAGAAUCAACCACGGAUGCGUAUAGAAGAGUCUUUUCAUUCCAGGAUGAGUACGAGAUAUUUCACAAGUCCCUUGUGAAUUGGUGUGAAAAUCAGAGCGACUUAAAAGAAAUAGAAUCUGCAACCAUAUGGCAUUUGAAUAAUUUAGUAAAUAACAUAGAAGUGCCUACGUACGAAAAAGAGAUUUUAUUCUGUCUUACUGCUAUGUUUUACUCUGCUAUACAGAACACUGUAGACGAAGCGGAGUCGCAACUUUUUAAGAGCUAUUUAGAGCUAGUUAGAGCAUCAAAACAGUGCGGAAGUGCUGAAAUUAGAGGAACUUCUCUGGUUGCAGCGCAAAGACUUUCUUCAUACACAGCCAAAUAUUUUUUAUCCAGGGCGCUAACUAUUACUAAGGAGACAAAAGAGAAGAAAAAGGCUGAUUUGUGGAGAGAAAGAGUUCUGGCAAUUGAAGGCCUUGCAGUGCUGUGUGAUAUUUUAUCUGAAAGCGAUUUGCUUGGAGUCAAAAAAAUAGUUGAAAAAGAUAGCUCUCGUAUUUUAGAGCUGCUAGAAAUACAGCCCAGGGAUAAUGUGAAUAAGCAUUGCACAUCCGUGAUUCGCGUGCUUUCAAUUCUUGAUAGCAUUCCCAUCAGCCUUUUUUCCCCCUCAAAGCUAUCUCUUGUUAUGUGGGUCGUUGAAAAUGUGAAUAUUCCCGAUAGACAGGUCAGAAGAUGGACAAUGCAGUACACGCAAGAACUGCCGUCUGUGUAUAACCCAAAUGAAGAAAACUUUUUGGGAAGAGCUCUCUAUUUCUAAGCUUUACUCUUCAUAGUCAAACACGAGAUUGUCAUAGUGCAUUAAAAUGUAUAGGAACUGUUUAUUUUUAUAAAUUUCCUGAUGUGAUUUCACUUAUUACUGCUAGUGCGCAUCUAAUAAAUAAAAGUUAAUGGAAGCUAGCCA
Nematocida parisii ERTm1 is the source of this 1605-nucleotide messenger RNA. RefSeq lists its product as uncharacterized. NCBI's taxonomy places the organism in Eukaryota, Fungi, Microsporidia. Bases 1 to 1461 code for a protein of 486 amino acids. The transcript has a single exon. The record is from RefSeq and is a predicted model, not a curated record.